AUGAUUAAAGCACCAGUAAUUCUACAGUCACUAUUGGAUUCUAGAGACGAUCUAACAACUCAUAACCAACAAGUCAACAACUUUAGAGCUAAAGAGCAAGAAUGUUUAUACCUCUUGAAGAAAUGCGAGAACAUGGAGGAGUUUAAGCAAGUUCAUGCUAGAUUCAUCAAGCUUAGAUUGUUCUGCUCUUCUUCAUUCUCGGCAAGCAGCGUUCUCGCAACCUGCGCUCUCUCGAAAUGGGAGAACGGUAUGGAUUACGCGGCAUCGGUUUUUCGAGUAAUCGAUGAUCCGUGUACCUUUGAUUUCAAUACAAUGAUAAGAGGGUAUGUUAAUGAAAUGAGUUACGAGGAAGCAUUGUGUGUUUACAUUGAGAUGAUAGAAGAUGGGAUUGAGCCGGAUGAUUUUACGUACCCGUGUCUUCUCAAGGCUUGCACUCGGUUGAAGUCGAUUCGAGAAGGGAAGCAGAUUCAUGGGCAUGUGUUUAAGCUCGGCUUUGAAGAUGAUGUGUAUGUGCAGAAUAGCUUGAUCAAUAUGUAUGGAAGAUGUGGAGAGAUAGCACUUUCUUCUGCGGUUUUUGAGAGACUUGAAUCUAAAACAGCUGCGUCGUGGAGCUCAAUGGUCUCGGCUUGUGCAGGAGUUGGAAUCUGGGGGGAAUGUUUGAUGUUAUUCCGCGAAAUGUGUAGAGAAACGAAUUUGAAAGCGGAAGAAAGCGGAAUGGUCAAUGCUCUCUCAGCUUGUGCCAACACCGGUGCACUCAAUCUGGGAACGAGCAUCCAUGGAUACCUGUUGAGAAACAUAAGCAAACUCAACAUAGCAGUCCAAACUUCACUAGUAGAUAUGUACGCUAAAUGCGGGUGCUUAGAUAAAGCGUUGCAUAUUUUUAAGAAGAUGGAAACAAGGAAUAAUCUGACUUACAGCGCAAUGAUCUCAGGACUUGCGUUGCAGGGAGAAGGAGAAGCAGCUUUACGGAUGUUCUCUGAGAUGAUCGAAGAAGGUUUAGAAUCAGAUCAUGUUGUGUAUGUCAGUGUUCUCAAUGCUUGUAGCCACUCUGGUCUUGUCAAAGAAGGCCGUCGAGUCUUCGAGGAAAUGUUAAGGGAAGGGAAGGUGGAGCCAACGGCUGAGCAGUAUGGUUGUCUUGUAGAUCUUCUGGGAAGAGCUGGACUGCUCGAGGAAGCUUUGGAAACUAUCCGAAGCAUGCCAAUUGAGCAAAAUGAUGUUGUCUGGAGAAGCUUUUUAAGCUCAUGCAGAGUUCAUCAGAACGUCGAACUAGGCCAAAUAGCAUCCCGAGAACUUCUUAAGCGAAGCUCACACAACCCAGGUGACUAUUUAGUGAUAUCUAACAUGUAUGCACAAGCUCAAAUGUGGGAAGAUGUAGCCAGAGCUCGAACAGAGAUGGCUAACAAGGGUUUGAAGCAAACCCCUGGUUAUAGUGUUGUCGAGGUAGAAGGAAAAAAGUACAGGUUCGUUUCACAAGAUAGAUCUCACCCACAAUGCAAAGAGAUCUACAAGAUGCUACACCAGAUGGAAUGGCAGCUAAAAUUCGAAGGAUAUUCACCAGAUGUGACACAGAUAUUGCUAAACGUAGACGAAGAAGAAAAAAGAGAGAGACUGAAAGGGCACAGCCAAAAGGUGGCUAUUGCCUUUGCACUAUUGUAUACACCUCCAGGGUCUAUCAUUAGAAUAGCUAGAAACCUGAGGAUGUGUAGUGACUGUCACACAUAUACAAAGAAAAUCUCCAUGAUCUAUGAAAGAGAGAUUGUUGUAAGAGAUAGGAACAGGUUUCACCUGUUUAAAGGCGGAACUUUCUCCUGUAAAGAUUAUUGGUAG
Messenger RNA from Arabis nemorensis, 1827 nucleotides. NCBI's taxonomy places the organism in Eukaryota, Viridiplantae, Streptophyta, Magnoliopsida, Brassicales, Brassicaceae. The record is from the annotation of a GenBank genome assembly.